AACUCGUUAGGGUUAGCAAAUUUCACAGACCACACAAAUCAAUUCGUGGCAGUUACUUACUUGCUAACUAUAUGGAAGCUACUAUUUUGGAUGUUUUGAUUUGGAAAUAGUAGAAUAAGAAGAAGAAUAUUAAUAGAGGUGAUUGGUUCAUUGUUUGGUGGUGUACGUGCGAAUAAUACAUUUGAAUGGCUCUGAACUUGCCCUCUCCAGCGCAAGUGAAGCCCUUCUUUUUCGCUUCUGAUUCCCCAAAGCUUCCAGGAAGCUUUUCUUUGAAGAGAAAAGAAAAUGAGACAACAGUAGAAAGAAGAAUAUGUUGCUCAGUGCAAUCACCAGCACCAGCAUGGCCAGGAACUGCUAUUCCUGAUCCUAAUGCUAAAGUAUGGGAUGGACCAAAACCAAUUUCUAUCUUAGGAUCUACAGGUUCAAUUGGAACCCAGACACUGAAUAUAGUGGCUGAGUUUCCGGAUAGAUUUAAAGUGGUGGGGCUUGCAGCUGGUUCAAAUGUUACUCUUCUUGCUGAUCAGAUAAAAACAUUUAAGCCUGAACUUGUUGCUCUUAGAAAUGAGUCUCUAAUUGGUGAACUCAAAGAGGCUAUUGCUGAUUCCGAUCACAAACCUGAAAUCGUCGCCGGAGAACAAGGAGUCAUUGAGGUUGCUCGCCACCCUGAUGCAGCCACUGUAGUUACAGGAAUAGUUGGUUGCGCAGGAUUAAAGCCAACUGUUGCUGCCAUAGAAGCAGGGAAAGACAUAGCAUUGGCCAACAAAGAGACAAUGAUUGCUGGAGGCGCCUUUGUUCUUCCUCUUGCUCACAAACAUAACAUCAAAAUUCUUCCAGCUGAUUCAGAACAUUCUGCCAUCUUUCAGUGUAUCCAAGGGUUACCAAAGGGUGCACUUAGGAAAGUAAUUUUGACUGGAUCUGGAGGUGCUUUCAGGGAAUGGCCAAAGGAAAAGAUGAAAGACAUUAAACUUGCUGAUGCACUAAAGCAUCCUAUCUGGACUUUGGGAAGAAAGAUAACUAUUGACUCAGCUACCCUUUUCAAUAAGGGUCUGGAAGUAAUUGAAGCACAUUAUUUGUUUGGAGCUGAAUAUGAUGAUAUUGAGAUUGUUAUUCAUCCACAAUCUAUCAUACAUGGAAUGAUUGAAACUCAGGACUCAUCUGUUAUUUCACAGUUGGGGUUACCAGAUAUGCGUUUGCCUCUCCUCUACACAUUGUCAUGGCCAGAAAGAGUCCCUUGUUCUGAAGUAACUUGGCCCCGUCUUGAUCUUAGCAAGUAUGGUUCCCUAACAUUUCAAGCACCAGACACUGAUAAGUUCCCAUCUGUGAAUCUUUGCUAUGCUGCUGGACGUGCCGGAGGAACAAUGACUGGAGUUCUCAGUGCAGCAAAUGAGAAAGCUGUUGAAUUGUUUGUUGAAGAAAAGAUUACCUAUCUGGAUAUUUUCAAGGUUGUGGAGUUAACAUGCGAAGCGCAUCAGAAAGAAUUGGUGGCAUCUCCUUCACUUGAGGAAAUCCUUCACUAUGACCAGUGGGCACGACAAUAUGCUGCUGGUCUGCAAAUAGCUUCAAGUAUUUGAAAUUCGAAUCCUAUUUGAUGGCAUGCAUCAAGUGUGUAAAUGUAUAUGAAUAGCCAGAAUAUGUUUCUACACUUAGAAAUGGUUUCAAUAAAAGUUCACUCAACACAAUGUUGCAAAAGCAA
Molecule: messenger RNA, 1693 nt
Organism: Arachis stenosperma
Lineage: Eukaryota; Viridiplantae; Streptophyta; Magnoliopsida; Fabales; Fabaceae
Product: 1-deoxy-D-xylulose 5-phosphate reductoisomerase, chloroplastic-like
Exons: 12
Coding region: 186-1571 (461 amino acids)
Biological process (GO): isoprenoid biosynthetic process
Molecular function (GO): 1-deoxy-D-xylulose-5-phosphate reductoisomerase activity; NADPH binding; manganese ion binding
Source: RefSeq, a predicted model, not a curated record